Messenger RNA from Fusarium tjaetaba, 1314 nucleotides. Its product is annotated as NAD-dependent histone deacetylase SIR2. The transcript is spliced from 2 exons. Bases 1 to 1314 code for a protein of 437 amino acids. NCBI's taxonomy places the organism in Eukaryota, Fungi, Ascomycota, Sordariomycetes, Hypocreales, Nectriaceae. The record is from RefSeq and is a predicted model, not a curated record. Gene Ontology annotation, molecular function: NAD+ binding; histone deacetylase activity, NAD-dependent.
AUGGGCCAGGAAGAGUCCUCUAUGAGUUAUGGCGGCCCGCCCGUCACACUCACUGAGCGAAGCCUUGACGCUGUCGCCGAGUAUAUCAAAUCGGGUCGGAGCAAGAGAAUUGUCGUCUUGACUGGUGCUGGUAUCUCCACUGCUGCUGGAAUCCCCGACUUUCGAUCGCCUGGAACAGGUCUUUACGCCAACCUUGCCCGCCUCAAUCUGCCUUACGCCGAAGCCGUUUUCGAUAUCUCUUAUUUUCGCAAUCACCCCGAGCCCUUCUAUGUUCUAGCAAACGAAUUAUACCCAGGGAAAUUCUCUCCGACCGUCUCCCAUGCCUUCAUUGCCCUCCUCGCCCGCAAGGGCCUUCUUCAGAUGCUCUUCACACAGAACAUCGAUUGCCUUGAGCGCGUAGCUGGAGUACCUUCGGACAAGAUCAUUGAGGCCCAUGGAAGCUUUGCGACACAGCGCUGCAUCGAGUGCAAGGAGGAAUACCCGGAUGAGAAGAUGAAGGAGCACGUCUUUGGAGGCAAGGUUCCCCAUUGCGACAAGGAGGGCUGCAAGGGACUUGUAAAGCCAGAUAUCGUCUUCUUUGGGGAAGCGCUGCCCAAGGCAUUCGACAACAAUACGUAUCAAGUAGCGAUGGCCGACCUCGUUUUGAUCGUGGGUACCAGUCUCAGCGUUUACCCCUUCGCUGCUCUCCCAGGCAUGGCGCCAGAGGGCAAACCUCGUGUGCUUUUCAACAUGGAAAAGGUGGGUCAAAUUGGAACCCGAUCUGAUGAUGUGAUGGAACUCGGCGAUUGCGAUGCCGGUAUUCGCAAGCUUGCUGAUGCGCUUGGCUGGCGAGACGAGCUCGAGAAGCUCUGGAGGCAGACCGUGGGCGAUGCCGAGGCAGAUCGACAGCUCGGCGGUAGAGAGAAGGAUGAUGUACAGGAUGAGGUUGAGCGCUUGGCCGCCGAAGUUGGUGCUGUCGUUAUUGACGAGAGCGACGAAGGCGUGCCCUUGAAAAAGGAGCCCACGAAGCACAAGGAUGGUCCCACUGUCUCGGAAACGCCAAAGGACGAUGACAAGCAACGCGAAUCAGAAACAGCUACAGCUACUACAGAAUUGGAAAAUGAUACCAAGGAGACGCCCAAGACUCAACAACCUAAACUAGAUCGAUCUAAUGUUGAGCAGCUUGGGGCCGAGGCAAACAAGACAGAGUCUUUAGUCACAGAGCUGCCUAAGCCACAAACCCCUGAAGAAGAGCUACCAAAAGCAGAGACAUCAAAGGCAGAGGCUACAAAAGAAGGAACUGUACCAGCAGCUCUCAGGCACAAGGAGAAGUAG